GCAAGAAUUUGAUCCCGAUCAUGUUGAUGAAGUAAUCGCAAGUAAUAGGUUGUGCAGAUAAGAGUUCAUCGGAAUGCGAAUCAAUGCUGAAGAUGUUGUAUACUCCGUUGUAACGGAUAGGGAUAUUAACGGGGAUUGGUAUCGCUUUCGUUCGCAAAAGAUGAGAAAUGAGAACUGAAGAUGAAGAUCACAGACUGGAAUUUUUGAUUUUGAGUGUUGUUGACUCGCAGAAUAGACCAGAAGUACGAAGAUCAUCUGUUCCUCGUGCAGCAUAUGGAUGAAGAUGGAGUGAGGACCAAACGUAAUUGGAUAGAGGUGGAGAUCGAGAUUGAUUUGUGUGCAGGAGGUGUUUAAGUAUGGUUGGAACGCCGAUAACGACAGCGGGUUCUUACGUGUGAAUUUUGUGUUUUUACGCUAGAUUUUUUAGAUUUCGUUUGUUUCCACCGAUUCGAAUUAAGACGGACUUUCUUAGAUAGAAGAUCUAAGACCACCACGGACCGAAGGAUCCAACUUCAAGCAUUGGUAACGUAUCCACCUCAAUGAAUUAAAAUGAGGACAACCGAUGUUGUUCGCCCCAGAAUGAGGGAGGUGUCCCACCAUAACGAGCACAGGAGGUCACCAGGACACCAACACUCCCAGCUGCUCCAAGGCGGUUCUACUUCGGGCACAAGAAGCUCAUCCUCGCACCAUAACCGUAGUACACCUACACACGAGCAGCAUUAUGAAGUAGAGCAGGAUUACGGGGUGUCAUCUGAGGACGAACAUGACCUACAUCAAGCCUCUUCUCCUGGCGGAAAGCGCGCUAUCGGCAGUAGCAGCUGCCAAUUCUGGAGUUUUAACGCCUGGAAGUCGUUUAUCGACCUGUCGCGGAAGGAACGGCGGCUCCGGGAACAGCUGCAAAAUGUCAAGCGAGAUCUCGGCAAGCUCACGGAAGUCGCUGGUGCCAGCGGGAUUGGCGGUGACGGCGAUGCUGCGCUGGAAGCUAUAGGGAGAAGCGGUUCAUCUUGCAGUGAGAGCGGAGCUGCAACAGCAAGUGCAGGUGGAGCGGAAUUAUCUGGUGCAGCGACGACGUCUUCGCAACUGCCAAACCAGGUGGACGUCGUCCCGCGUGCCGAACUGGAGGCGCUGCAGAAGCGCUGCGCGGAGCUGGAGCAGGAGAACCAGCAAGCCGAGCAGGGCCUUGACCGGGCGCUGCAGACACUCCACGUGAUGCGCGACAUGAAGGAUCGCGUGCUCAGAGACAUGGAGAACGCCCGCCGAAGCUUGGUGGAGAACGCCAAUGUGUUCUGCUUCCACAGCAGUAAUCACGAGCCUUACCUGGAUCAAGAACGGAUUGCGGAAGUAGUCGCCGAUAUGCAAGACAAAAUGCGCGUUGCUGCUUGUGAACACCACGACAGUUGUACCGGUUCGAUAUCGAGUUCGAGAGCUCCCUUUCACGAAAAGAUUCAGGAUUUCAGCGGGUACGCGAUUCCGCGUGUGGACAUCCGGAAAAUUUCCCAUCUCCAAUUUCUCAAAGAUUUCGUCGCCCGCAACCGACCCUGCAUCUUCACACAUUGCGACGCGAAGUUCAGAGGACCAGCGGAGCAAGACGAGGGCGCUCCUCCUGCAGCUGCUUUCGGUGCAUUUUCCUCGCUUGCCGCGCUUCGCGCUGCGAUUGGCAGCAAGCGAAAAGUGCGAUGCAACGUAACACCCGAUGGAUACGGGGAUGCGGUGCUUACUGUGCCAGUCUACGGGGACGAUGGGCAGGAUUUCAAGCGCCGCGUGGAGCUCUUCGUAAAGCCUUUCGAGACGGAGAUGCCCUUCGGAGAUUUCUGCGACAACCUACAGGAGCACGACGCUGCUGAAGAUGCGAAAGCUGCGGCCGCUUUUUUAGAAACGACGGAUCAUGAAGCUAGUAGCGCAGGAGGUGUGCUGCGAGGGCCGGCUGCUGCUGCUGCCGACAACCCAAGAAGGAAGUUUGUGCCCUACAUGUCCAUGCAGGAUGAUUGCCUGCGUCAGGAGAGCGCGUUUCAGGGAAACGACGCGGCGACGUCUUCCACCAAGGAAGAAGGGGUUGCGGCACCCACUACAUCUAUUUCAACUACAAAAUGCACUGACCCACCAUCAACAUCAUCACCAUCUCUGUAUCGCCAAUUCGAGCAGUUUUUUCAAUCUUACACGGAAGAUUCGGUCUUCGAUGCGGAUUCCCUGGAGGCUUUGAACCUGUGGGUAGGCGAUGACCGCAGCGUGAGUAGCUUUCACAAGGACAACUACGAAAAUCUCUACCUGGUUACGUCCGGUCGAAAAGUGUUCUGGCUUGCGCCACCCUCGAGCGUCAGCUUUCUGCACUUCAUGAAAUACCAGGUGGCGUCUUACCGGUGUAAAGAGACAAGCGUACAAAGCGGUGCAGAGACCCCUGCUGCAGAGAAGGACACGACCGUGACCGAGUGUCAACAAGACCAAGACGCCUCGUCCGUCUCAAAGAUGACCGCCCAGACUGAACCGACGUACUCGUGGAGCAUUCAAUUGGAGGAGCACCGACAGCAGGAGGCGCAGCAGAUUGCAGCCUCUGCAUCAGCCGCCGGUGAGUCCAAUCUUCCCAAACCCCCAACGUCCGUUCCCUGGUGCCCGAUCGACGUGCGGCAGUCGUACGGCGAGAUCGUGAAGAAGCACCCGCGCUUCGGGCACGCCGCCUGCAAACAGAUUUUUCUGGACGCGGGGGAGAUGCUGUAUCUACCAAGACUCUGGUACCACGCGGCCACGCAGGAGGGCCCGACGAUAGCCGUGAACGCGUGGUACGACAUGUGCUACGACCACUUGUACUGCCACCACACCUACUUCCUGGACGAGGGAAGGUCAACCCAACCUCCUUCGUCGGCCAGUAGCGCCGCGUCGUGAAGGAGAUUUCGAUCCGGAACUACGACACAGCGAGAUCAUACGCUCAUGCUAUCAGUAUCACGAGUACGAGCGCGACGAUGUUGAAAACGAAGAUUGAAAACGAAAUAACGGAAUAAAAGCUUUGUAAAGCCACUUCUAUGUGUACGAUGGACGAUGCUAUUUGUCUUUCGUACGAAUUGGAACAACAACAAUUAUCUUACCCAUGAGCUGCAAACUGCAGUUGUAGAUGAUGCGACGGAGCACAGGUUGCUUCUUCUGGUGUUUCUGUUGCAGCAGCAGCAAUGUCAAACG
Messenger RNA from Amoebophrya sp. A120, 3168 nucleotides. The record is from the annotation of a GenBank genome assembly. NCBI's taxonomy places the organism in Eukaryota, Dinophyceae, Syndiniales, Amoebophryaceae.